AUGGCAGAGACAGAGCCGAUUGUCACAGAGGGCAUCGAGCCUUCAUCUGGCGAAUCACACUCACCACCUGGCGAACGACACAUCACAGCAACAUGGGGAUCAAAAGACGGGAAUAUAUCAAAUGCGCAAUGGAACGACGCAGAAGCUAAUAAGCUGCCUGAGAAGGUGGCUGAUCUAGAGAGGAAGGGGGAGAUACAUGAUCAGCACCCCAGAAAGAGGAUCGUGGUUGUAGGACUUGGUAUGGUUGGCAUUGCGUUCAUCGAGAAACUCCUCAAAUACGAUGUUAAGCGGAGAGAGUACGACAUUGUAGUCAUCGGCGAAGAACCUCACCUUGCAUAUAACCGUGUUGGCCUGACGAGUUUCUUCCAACACCGAAAGGUUGAGAAUCUAUAUCUAAAUCCUCAAGAAUGGUAUGCAUCCAUGCCAGAAGGCUCGUUGAACUACCACCUCAACACGCUCGUUACGGAGAUCGACUCGGUCAACAAGAAUGUAAAGACUUCGUCUGGACAAACAGUAUCCUACGACAUCCUGGUUCUAGCAACGGGAUCCGAUGCGCUACUUCCCCGACACACACCCGGCCAUGACGCGAAAGGUGUCUUUGUAUAUCGCACCAUCGAAGAUCUACAACGACUGAUUGAAUUCUCGUCAACGCGGAAAGGCACGACUGGCACUGUUGUAGGAGGCGGUUUACUUGGUCUGGAAGCCGCACAUGCGAUGAUGGAUCUUGAGGAUUUUGCCAAGGUGAAGCUUAUUGAGAGGAACCGGUGGGUGCUGUCGAGACAGUUGGAUGGUGAUGCGGGUGGUAUGGUUGUUGAGCAAGUCCGGGCUUUGGGCUUGGAUGUCAUGCUCAGCAAAAGAGUGGGCAAGAUUGUGACCACCGAGGAUAACUUUGUCAAGGGUGUGGUGUUUGAGGAUGGCGAUGAGAUGGAGUGUUCUUGUAUUUGUUUCGCUAUCGGCAUCAAAUCACGGGACGAGCUGGCACGGAAAGCUGGCAUCAAGUGCGCGGACCGAGGGGGUGGUAUUGUUGUUGGAGGGGAUUUGGCGACCUCACAACCUGGUAUCUACGCAAUCGGCGAGUGUGCAAGCUGGGAGAACCAAACUUUUGGCCUUAUUGCACCUGGUGUGGAAAUGGCAGACGUCCUCGCCUUCAAUCUCACCCAAGCGAAAGCACAUGCGCCCAGGAAGUUCAAGGCCCCAGAUCUCAGCACAAAGCUCAAGUUGCUUGGAGUCGAGGUCGCUAGUUUCGGCGACUUCUUCGCGGACCGCGAUGGACCAAAGAAUAUGCCUGGUAGGCAGAGGGCUGAGAAGAAGGAAGCAAAUGGAACGAGUACCAGAGACCGCGUGAAGAACCUGACGGACGGACCCGCACCACCGCCAGUCAAGGCGCUCACAUACAAGGAUCCGUUUCAGCAAGUGUACAAGAAGUACCUCUUUACCAUGGAUGGAAAGUACCUGCUCGGCGGCAUGAUGAUCGGUGACACGAAAGACUACAUCAAGCUUGUACCGAUGGUGAAGAACCAGAAACCACUCGAGAUGGCACCAAGCGAACUUAUCGUUGGUGCAAAAAAGGGUGACGAUGAUGGUUCAGAUCUUACCGAUGACACUCAGAUCUGCUCUUGUCACAACGUCACCAAAGGAGACGUAGUCAACGCGACCAAGGACGGAACAUGCAAGAGCAUCGGCGACGUCAAGUCAUGCACCAAAGCCGGGACGGGAUGCGGUGGCUGCAUGCCUCUAGUUCAGACGAUUUUCAACAAGACCAUGGCUUCCAUGGGUAACGAGGUCAAGAACCACCUAUGUCCGCACUUUGAAUACUCGCGUGCGGAUCUCUUCAACAUUAUCUACAUUAAGGGUCUCAAGAACUUUGCAUCCGUCAUGAAAGAAGCUGGAAAGGACCCCAACUCCUUGGGAUGCGAGGCCUGCAAACCUACCAUCGGAAACAUUGUCUCCUCGCUAUACAACAAGCACCUACUAGAGCUCAACAACCGAGGUCUUCAAGAUACCAACGACAGAUUCUUGGCAAAUAUCCAGCGUAAUGGCACGUUCUCCGUCGUUCCCCGCGUUUCUGGUGGAGAGAUCACCCCCGAGAAGCUCAUUGUUAUCGGCACGGUGGCGAAGAAGUACAAUCUGUACACCAAGAUCACCGGCGGUCAGCGCAUCGACAUGUUUGGCGCGCGGAAGCAAGAUCUCCCAGAUAUCUGGCAAGAGCUCAUUGACGGUGGUAUGGAGUCAGGUCACGCAUAUGCCAAGUCACUGAGGACAGUCAAGUCAUGUGUGGGUACUACGUGGUGUCGAUUUGGUAUCGGCGACAGUGUAGGCAUGGCGGUACGCCUAGAAGAGCGCUAUAAGUCCAUCCGAGGACCGCAUAAGAUCAAGGGAGGAGUCUCAGGUUGCGUACGGGAGUGCGCCGAAGCGCAAAACAAGGACUUUGGUCUCAUCGCUACCGAGAAAGGGUUUAACAUCUUUGUCGGCGGCAAUGGCGGCGCGAAACCACGACACUCUGAACUUCUGGCCAAAGACGUACCGCCGGAUGACGUAGUACCCAUUCUAGACCGUUAUCUCUCCUUUUACAUUCGCACGGCCGAUAAGCUCCAGAGGACGGCGCGGUGGAUGGAGAAUCUCCCCGGCGGCAUCAAGUACCUCCAAGAAGUCAUCCUGGAAGACAAACUCGGUAUAUGUGCCGAUCUAGAGAAGCAGAUGGAAGACCUCGUCGGCACCUUCUUCUGCGAAUGGACUGAAGUCCUCAAGGACCCCAAGAAGCGUUCUUGGUUCUCUCAGUUUGCAAACACAUCAGAAACCAUCGUCGACACCAUCGAGCCGACCGAAGAGCGAGGCCAACAACGCCCAUCGUACUGGCCCAAAGACAGCAUCACAGAAGAUUUCAGAGGCACAAAGUGGACAGAACUCUCCUGGCAGCCGCUCGUCAAGGCCGACGAGUUCAAAGACACCGACACGGGAGACAGCAAAGCCAUCAAGCGCGGCGACACCCAACUCGCCGUCUUCAAGGUACGUGGGAAAUAUUACUGCACACAACAAAUGUGUCCGCACAAGCGCGCCUUUGUCCUCUCCGACGGCCUCAUCGGCGAUGACAUAGCCAACAACAAACUAUGGGUCUCGUGUCCUUACCACAAGCGCAACUACGAGCUCUCGGGCGACAACGCAGGCAAUUGUGCAAACGACGAGUCCGUCAACAUUGCCGUGUUUCCGAUUGAGGAAAGGGGCGAUGGGUGGUUGUAUGUCAAGUUACCCAGCGUGGAGGAGCUGGAUAGUGUGCUGGGGACGAGUAAGUUCAAGAUUAAGAAGAGCGAGACGGAAGAUCCUUUUGUGGCGCUUGACAAGAAGUUGCAGAGGAUGCAGUUGAAGGGGCGGAAGGGGAUGCAGGUUUCACAUCUUGAGGAUGGGUUGGGGGAGAAGGGGAGGGCGGCACAGAUACUCGCUGGUGGGGAGAGAGGGGCUGGUGGGCUAGACUGGUGA
Molecule: messenger RNA, 3474 nt
Organism: Pyrenophora tritici-repentis Pt-1C-BFP
Lineage: Eukaryota; Fungi; Ascomycota; Dothideomycetes; Pleosporales; Pleosporaceae
Product: nitrite reductase
Molecular function (GO): heme binding; 2 iron, 2 sulfur cluster binding; nitrite reductase [NAD(P)H] activity
Source: RefSeq, a predicted model, not a curated record